Molecule: messenger RNA, 2068 nt
Organism: Stomoxys calcitrans (stable fly)
Lineage: Eukaryota; Metazoa; Arthropoda; Insecta; Diptera; Muscidae
Product: alpha-soluble NSF attachment protein
Exons: 5
Coding region: 141-1019 (292 amino acids)
Biological process (GO): intracellular protein transport; SNARE complex disassembly
Cellular component (GO): vacuolar membrane; SNARE complex
Molecular function (GO): syntaxin binding; soluble NSF attachment protein activity
Source: RefSeq, a predicted model, not a curated record
AGAAAUAUAUUUUUUUAUUUCGCAAGACGUCAUCGAUUUGGACAAUUGGAAUUAUAUUAUUGAAAAUAUCUUGGUUUUCCUACAUCAGUUAAUUGAUUAUUAGUUAAAGACUAAAAUAAAACAAAACCUAAAAAACAACAAUGGGUGAUAAUGAGGAAAAAGCUUUGCAGUUAAUGGCUGAAGCUGCCAAAAAGUUAACACAACAAAAAAGUUUCUUUGGAAUGUUGUUUGGGAGCUCUAAUAAAGUGGAAGAGGCCAUAGAAUGUUAUCAACGUGCUGGAAACAUGUUUAAAAUGUCGAAAAAUUGGACAAAAGCUGGCGAGUGUUUUUGUGAAGCUGCAAACUUACAUGCCAGAGGAGGAAGUCGUCAUGAUGCUGGCAUUGCUUACGUGGAUGCAUCAAACUGCUACAAAAAGGUCGAUGUGGAAAGUGCCGUGGCAUGUCUAUUAAAAUCAAUUGAUAUCUACACCGAUAUGGGUAGAUUUACAAUGGCAGCCAAAUAUCAUCAAAGCAUUGCCGAGAUGUAUGAAGGUGACCCUAAUACAUUGCAAAAGGCCAUAGAACAAUAUGAAAAAGCAGCCGAUUACUUUAAGGGUGAAGAGUCCACCAGUUCGGCCAAUAAGUGUUUGUUAAAAGUAGCACAAUAUGCAGCACAAUUAGAAGAUUAUGAAAAAGCCAUAUCAAUAUAUGAACAGGUGGCUGCUACAUCACUUGAAAGUUCAUUGCUCAAAUACAGUGCCAAGGAAUAUUUCUUCCGUGCUGCUUUGUGUCAUUUAAGCAUUGAUCUACUAAAUGCCCAGCAUGCUAUUGAAAAAUACUGUCAACAAUAUCCAGCGUUUCAAGACUGCAGGGAAUAUAAAUUGGUUAAGGUGCUAUGCGAGCAUUUGGAAGAUCAAAAUAUUGAUGGCUUCACCGAUGCUAUCAAGGAUUAUGAUAGCAUUUCACGUUUGGAUCAAUGGUACACCACCAUAUUGCUGCGCAUUAAAAAAGCAGCUGAUGAGAAUCCUGAUCUGCGAUAAAAUGUCUAAUAGAGUAUUGUUUGUUUUUUUUUUGCCUAAUUAAGGUUUAUGCGUUUUUUCUAUUUGUAAUGACUUAUGAUGUAUGGGAGCAAAAAAAACUAACUUUAACAAUAUUCAUUAAUAGUAAAUGAAGGAUAAAAUAUGUUUUUAUUUUUAUCAUAUCAAGUGGUUUAAUCCACUUGACAAAUGUCCUUCUUUUUUGUUAAGCUUUAAUCAGUAAAAAUAAAUACCUAGAUUUAGUUUUACACCAUGAAACAAUAAAAAUUCCUAAAAAUGCACAAAUAGCCUAAUAAUCGAAAGAAUAGGUAGUAAAAAAGAUGCAUGAACAAAAAUACAACAACUAAUUAAAGUAAGAUGGAAGAAAAACUAUUGGGUUGUUCAAAAAGUAAUUGCGGAUUUUUCAUAUAGUCGGCGUUGACAAAUUUUUUCACAGCUUGUGACUCUGUAAUUGCAUUCUUUCUUCUGUCAGUUAUCAGCUGUUGCUUUUAGCUUGCUUUAGAAAAAACGUGUAAAAAAGUAUAUUUGAUUAAAGUUCAUUCAAAGCUUUAUUAAAAAUGCAUUUACUUUCUUUUAAAAAAUCCGCAAUUACUUUUUGGGCAACCCAAUAUAUAUAAAAAAGCAAUAAGUCGGUUGAAUUGUGUUUUUUUACAAUUUGGAGGUUUUAAUAAGAAUUUUGAGUUAAGAAUUAUAGUGUGUUUUCCCGGUUUCACUUUUCCCCUAAAAUGAACUGCUUAUUAUCACGUUAAUAAAGUUUCAACAUUUCCCAAAUUUUCCUCAUGAGUUUCCUUAGAAAAAAAAAACAAAAAAAGGAUCUUACAACAAACAAUUAUUUGAACUUUUUGUUUGCAUGAUAAUAACAAAUUGAUUUGAGGGCAAAAGUGAAAAGGAAACAAAACACACCAGUACGUUCGCAAAUAACAACGGCCAGCGCAGUAACAUGCCACACAUUACCAAAUUACUCUAGAAGCACGGGUACACAAAGUAAUGGAGAUAAAAUGAUAUGCGGCAUAAAAUAAAAAAUAUUUAAAUAACUGAAAUAUCAACUGAAA